GCAACACAGACUGUAAUCGUCGACAUUAAUUUACAGCAAGUGAAGUUUUUAAAGUUUACGAUAAAUCUGAAAAGUUACUCAAUAGUUCUAGAUAAGUGUUUUUCAACAUUUAUCAGUGAAAUUGUAAUGGAUUGACUCGUUAGCAGCUGUGUGCAAGUUUAUUUUCGUGAUGGAUCUUGUAAUAUAACUGUUUAUGUUUCGUGUAGGUGGCUACUCCACGGGCCUAUGUGAAAGUGUUUCGCAUAAAAUUUAGAUACUAUUGUUCGGAUUCGCCCGGGUUACUUGGGAAAAUAGUGUUUAAUUGUGACUUGCGCAAGUUAUUGUGUGUCGGCGAUGUGUUGCAUUGGAUUUCGUCGCGUAUUCCGUGGAAAUUUCUGAGUGUGUGUGACAUCGGCCAUCACCAGCAGUUGAAAUGAGUGCACCAGCCAAAGAAUAUAAAUAUUCGUCAUCAGAUGAUGACGGCGGCGGUACAGACUUGAGCUCCGACAGCAGCGAGGACGAGGUGACGGAGCACGUGACCCGCUCCACGCCGCCAGACAACAUGACCGCCGCCAGGGCACAGGUGCCUACCAUCAGUGUAACGCCGCACAGUCCGGGCGUUCUCGACGACAGUCUGCAGCAGUUGCGGCGACUGCAUGCGGUCGUGCAGCGCAUGCGCGCCGCGCCGCUGCCCUUGCUCGCAACUGGCAGCAAUCGCCUCAGCACAUCAUGUCCGUCUUUGUGCAAAGAUGGCGCGCCAGAGCCAGACUGCUCGUCGCCCACCCAUCUCGAAUUAUACGCACAGAGCAGGAAGGGCAGCGACGUUAUACUGACAGGCGAGUCCCGCCAAUGGAGUCUGUGGGGCGAGCGACGUGACGAAGGCCGACGCAGCUCUUGGGCCGCGUUGGAACCAGGCGCGAGGCUGCAUGAUGCCAGACAAAGAAGUACUCUUAAUGGGCACAGUGCUUCGCUAUCGUCAAUGGAGUCCGAGGGCGAAGUGCCCCGGCCCGUGCGACACUCCACUCAUUCGCUCAACGACAAUGAUUUGGCGAAAGACUUCGAGAAAGUGACAGCAACGCUCCGCGCCAACGCGGCCGCGGCCGAAGGCGCCCGGCUGAUGGCGCGACUGCCGCUGCAGAAGUCGGUGUCCACGCCCAGCAUCGUGGCGGCCGUGCAGCCGCCGCAGCCGCAGCCACCACCGAACGCCCUCUCGCCGGGGGUUGCGACAGAGACGGAAAGUGACGAGGACGCCUCGGCGGCAACAGUGGGCGGCACCCCGCAACUGCCUGGGAGAAGGAACAACACUCACCAGGAACACCUGGGCUUACAUCGACUGGCGUUUUUGGAACAAGCGGCAUUUGACCAUCACGCUGAAAAGAGGCGUAAGCGGGGCAGUCUUUUCUUCAGGAAGAAAAAGGACAAGUCCCGUAAAGCUGCGCACGCGUGGUCGGCGGCGAAUGCGGGCGCAGAUUGUGAUUGGUGCGGGCGACCGCUCACCGACAAACCGGCGCUUUAUUGUGACAAUUGUACCAUGACAGUACAUCAAAAUGUAUGCAAGGACUACAUAGUUGAAUGUAAUAAACCGAAAUCCUCAAAGACUUCGGUUGGAAAAUCUUUGAGUGCCAGUAGUGGAAAGAGCAGUAAGCGUAGCUCUGUAUCUGGCCAGUCCCAAAAUUCAAAUAGCAAGAAGCAGAGUGGAUGCUAUUCGCCGUGGCGCCGCGUCGCAACGAAACUCGGCGUGCACACGAGCCACGUUUACAACGACGACAAGGACGGCUCCGAUCACAAGCACGAUCAGAGCAAUGCAUCGGAUGACGCGCUAGUGACGGAGUGGCCGGAAGUAUACUUAGCGUCGGACCAGCUGGGGGAGGCGGCCAUAUUGCUCGGCUUGGGUGCUUCGGAGCCCGACACCUGGGCGGCUGGGGCGCCCAAAGGGUUAGCUAAAUCUUUAGGCGAGCGAGAGACGAAGCGCCAGGAACACAUUUACGAAUUAAUACUCACGGAGAAGCACCAUUGUCUGACAAUACGACUUAUGCAGAAGAUGUUCGUAGCGGGCAUGAUGCGUUUCCCCGGCGUCACGGCGUCCCAGGUGUCACGGAUGUUCCCACGCGUGGACGAACUGUGGGCUUUGCACGCCGAACUGUUGGGCAAACUGAGGAACAGACAGAGGGCCUCCACCACUGUCACGUCCGUGGCUGAUAUACUGGCUGAGACCUUCGCCCCGCCUGCUAUGCUCAAAUUGAAGUCUGCUUAUGGCGAAUUCUGUGCGCGACAUCGUGACGCCGUUGAAGUGUUUAAAGAGUGCUGCACGCGGGAGCCGAGACUCGCUAGAUUUAUUAGGAAAUGUCAACAGAACCCACUACUCAGGAAGAAAGGUGUCCCAGAAUGCGUGUUAUUCGUAGCACAGAGGCUAACAAAAUACCCGUUACUUUUGGAACCCCUACUCAAAACUGCCGGUGACGAUAUUCACGAGAGGGAAUUGCUGCAGAGGGCGCUGUGUGGAGUCAAGGAAAUUCUAGUAGAUGUGGACAACCAGGUGGCAGCCAAGGAGCGCGAGGACAGAAAGCUGGAGAUCUACCAUCGGAUCGACGCAAAAUCCUUCGCUAUGUUCCGGGGGAAUAAGUUUAAGAAGAGCGAUAUUUUACAGGGGAACAGAAGUCUCAUGUUCGAAGGUGUAGCGACUCUAAUGCAAGGUCGGAGUAAGAUGCAGACAUUGUUGGUGGUCGUGCUGACAGAUUUGUUGUUCUUCCUGCACGAUAACAACAACAAGUAUACGUUCUUCACGCCUGAUAAUAAAACGGGCGUGGUGCCGCUGCAGAAGCUGCUAGUGCGAGAGAAGGCGGGCGCGGAGGCGCGCGGUCUGUACCUGCUGUGCGCCGCCGCGCCCGCGCCCGAGAUGUUCGAGCUGCGCGUGCUGCGCCCGCGCGAUCUGCAUCACUGGAUACACCCCAUACGAGCGGCGGUAGCUAAAUGUCCGGCGGAAACGUCGGAAGCGGAAGCGGGUGCAGCCGCGAUCUCAGCUGAGGAAAGACAGAGACAACUAUCUAUGCAGCAUGAAAACAUACGACUUAUUACUGACGAUACCCCCUGGUGGCAAAUAGAAGAGGCACUAAGGGCGAAGGACAAGGAACACGCAACGUUGUUAGAAGAGAAAAUGGCGCUGCACAUGAAAAUGGUCGGCCACACAGGGAAUUACACGCUCGAUGUGCCUAACACUGGUGUGAACACAGUGUUCCCCGGCGGCCUGGUGUUCCCGGACUACGUGCGGCUGGCGGCGCCCGCGGCUGAGACUCACGCGGUGUGGCAAGAGGUCUGCAGGGUGGUCAAGUCUGCACUAGAAGUGUCAAGCGCGAGUUGGGUCGGCGCCAGCGGCCUCGGCCGUAGUACUAGUUCAGCUGGCGAGAGACACUCCUGCGUAUACGAGAGUCCCGCUCUACCACGCAGAGCUGACACCUUCGCUGGAUUCGACCACAACAAACAUAGAGGCGUGACGCUGCGAAUGUCAACGGACACGCCGACGGAAGGCGACGCGGCGGAGACGGCGGAGACGGCGGAGGCGGCGGAGACUGGUGACGUCAUGGACGAGCCGCGCCUCGCGGACGCUGUCGGCGGAGACGCCGCUCUCAGGCUGCAACACGCUAUAUACACCUUGACGUGCAUUGUGUGGCAGCAGAUGACUACGAUACAUAGCCUGGAAGCUCAGGUGGUAGCGUGGCGGUCGGCCGGCAGCGGCGCACGCGCGCACGCGUCGCAGCUGGAGCAGCUGCGGCACGCGCAGGCGCGGCUCACGGCCGAGCGCGCGCGCUGGGAGGCCACGCGCAGCGCGGACUCGCAGGCCAUCGCCAGGGAAAAACGUGAAUUGGAAGUGGCUCGCGAAGAACUGAUGGAGUUACAGAAGGACGUGGAACAACAGAGAGAUAGACUGUACAGAAGACUCGAGAGGCUGCAGCAACACGGUGGAUCUCAAGAAGAAAUAGCAACAUUAUCGCCUGACUCCAGCGUCAGUGACAAUACUCGUAGGAAAGAAUCUAGCAAAUGGCGAAGUAGUAGGGGGUCUACGGGCUCAGAAUGCGCGUCAUCAGUAUCGGCGUGCAGCGUCCGCGGCGCUGUGUUGCCCCCGCCCCAGCUGCUGUCCGCUCAGAACGAGAGUAGAGCUACUGUCAGGGCCCCCGCUGUUUCGAUGGUAAAACAGCAGUUACCACUGAAACUGGCGAGCGGCAAAAGUCAACAACAAGUGCCGCCGACCGGCUACCAUAGACUACACGAAUCACCCAGUGAUCAUACCCAAGGCUUAGUGAUACACCAUACUCGUACAGGAAGCUCGCCCGCGCCACUGCCAUCGCAACAACAACAGCAGACCAAUAAUAAAGCCACUAGAACAAACACGUACCCAAAACUACCGGACAAGUUCCGUGUGCGUUCCCCGGAAGCGCCCCCGGAAGAAGAGGUGAUCUACUUCUGACAACCACCCCCGCCCGACAACCACUCGAGGUCCUGAGACUGCCGACUGUCCUAAACUAGUACCACCACCCUGGUACCACUACUGGUUCAACUAGUAUAGUACCACUACUGGCUCAACUAGUAGUACCACUGCUGGUUCAACUAGUAUAGUACCACUACUGGUUCAACUAGUAUAGUACCAGUACUGGCUCAACUAGUAGUACCACUGCUGGUUCAACUAGUAUUACUACUACUAUCACCAUGUUUUCAGUCGUAUUAGUAAAAAUAUGUUCUUCUGCAAGCAAUGGCAAUAUUGUGAAGAAAGUUGUUUAUGGAAUGAAAUAAACAACUUUCUUUAUUCUUCUAUUUAGGAAUAAGAUUGGGAGGAGCUCAUAAAUAAAGUUUCUCCUUUCCAUCUGAGCGUUUUCCUGGUUACUUACUCAGUUUUAAUGCGUCGGAGCCUAGGAUCCUGCUAGUCCGAGCUAAUAAGUAUUUUGUUCAAAAAAAAAACAGAAGAACAUAUUUUUCUAAGUUUGAUUGCUAUCAUUUUAUUUUUGCCACAGACUAAGAUUAUGUUAAAAUAUGAACGAAGCCCUCAUGUCAAGUUACUCUGCGGUGAUCUUUAUGCCGUGGUAAUAGGGGGCAGUAUGCAAUGAAUUUGGACACUUUGAUGUGCUGUUGACUCCACAUUGUUUUGCAUAUCAAUUUCAAAAUUAAUAUAAACUAAUUUUUAUUUUCAACAACGGCAUAAUGUUUAUAUUUCACUUUUAUUUAUAUUAUAUUUAACGAGUGUGAAUUCGUCAUGUUUUUUAUCAUAAAGACUAUUUUAAAAUUAAAUCAAAUUUAUCUUAUACAGAAUAAUUUUACAAAAAAAAUAAGCAAUAAAUAUUAAUAUAGAUCCAGAUAUUUUAAAUAUUUCAUUUGAUGUAUUACUUAAUUGGGACCACGAAUAAUUAUUUUACGUACAGUACAAAUCUAUACAUUUCAAUUUUUCAUGUCAUUCCAUGUCAAACGUAAAUGAUCUCUUUACUUGUGUAUUUAAAGUGUUAUUUAAUUUAUCUGUAUUUCUACGGCGUAGAGGCGGCUUUUAAUCGUUUUAAAUAUAUUUAGUCAUGUAUUCACUACUAUUACUAUAUUGACGACAAGCAAUUAAAAAUUGAAUAUUCCUGUUUUAAAAAAUCAUAAAAUAAUAUAUUAAAAUGCAAGAUGGACCCAUCUGGACAAAUAAUGGAUCUUUUCUUCAAGCUUGUUCCCUCAAAAAAUAAAAUCCUAGUAUAAACUUAAUUAAAAUCUCAUUCCAAUGCUCAUGGCAUCUAGUCGAGGUUCAAAACUUGGGUCGUUUCACAAGUAUGCUGUUGUCUCGCUUACACUAUAUUGCGAAAAGAUACAGCCAUGUGUGUAAGCGAGACGCAAAUACGUUUUUAAAUUGGUCGAGUUGUAAUUUAAUAAUUUUAAUAUCUGAAGUGAUAACAGUGGGCGAGGUACUAUUAAGGACUAUAUAAUUACGUAGCGAUCUAGAAUAGUGAUUGUUACACUAGUUGUUUGAAGGCAUCUUGUUGUUUACACUAUGGCUGCUUAUGCGCUGUCGUUUUUGUUUUUUUUUUUUAAAUUGGAAAAUGUGCCAAAAUUAGUAGGAGUUAUGCCAGAAAAUGUAAAAUUAAAUUUUAGUUUGAAAUUUUUUGCCGGCUGUAUCUUAAAAAGAAUUAUUUAUGAAUUUAUGUUCAUAUUUAACAUGUACAUGAAAUAAAUACAUAACAUGUAAUUUCUGAACAAUAUAAAUAAUAUUCUUUGUGAUGCUGAAAAUUCACUUUUUUAUUGUUAAUUGCAGUAAAACAUAUAAGUCAGUUCAUAUAUUAAAACAGUAAAGAUAUAUUUUUAGAGCCCCCUAAAUUCGACACGUUAUAUAUAAAACGACAGUGUAUCAGUGGCCAUGAUCUAACGUAGAUAGUGUUGUAACUGUUUCAGAAAUAUUUUUAAAAAUACUGUUGUUAUUAUACAUUUUUUUAUUAACAUACAUUGACUAGACCACUUCACAAAUCUAUUAAAAUGACUUUAAAGCACCGCUAUUUUUCAAAUACAAAUAAAUAUAAAGCUACAAUAUUUUUGUCAUUCUAUUGUUAAAAUUUAAAAUAUAGAGGUAUAUAAACAAAUAAAUAUAUAUUUGAUACGUCUUGCCAAUUGCUGGCAAAAAUACUGAAUAAACUGACAGAUGAAAACUUCAUGCUGUUCUUUUUUUAUAAGAAGACAAGGAUAGCACGAACACAUGUUUCGUACUUUUUGUAAAAUGUAGGGGAGCUUACAAAUAGGUAUAAUUAUUUCAAAUGAAAAUAUAAUUUAGUCUAAAAGAAAUAUUGAAAAUAUAGGAGAUAAAUGUCUCAAUCUAACACUGAAGUUACUUCGUGUUGUUUGUAUAUUCAGACGUGAUAUUGGUCACGUGACCCUCUUACCCUAUGUUUUACAAAGUAGAGUACUGACUUCGACCCCAACUUUAAUGUUUAGAUAUAGUAUCUAUUUAUCCUUAUUAUGCAAGGAUAUGUAGAUAUGUACUGGGUUUUUAAAUACACAAAAGUCAUACACAUAUGCGCUGUUACUGUCUAUGUAAAGAAAUCACGAUAUAAAUAAGGACCUCAUUCUCGAAGUACUUAUUUCUUCCAGGGAAAUGUUAACACUGACCUUGGACCAUGUUUCAUCUAUGAUAAUAAAAUCAAGAGAUCAAACGUAAUUAAAGUAAUCCAGUUUCAGAAAUGUGUAUGUCUGUUUUUUCAUAAAAAAAUUAAAAUAAUAAUUUUUUAUUUCGCUAUAAAUAUGGUAUUCAAUUUUGUGUCAUGUUUAAUGCAUUUAAGCAGGACUGGCAUGCAAAAUAAUUCGCAUAUAUUUUUUUUUAAUAUCAAAAACUAUAUUAUUAGGGAACUUGUCAGUGAAAGUAAUGUCGAAGUGACAUCACAUUUAUUUGGUUUUCAUAUAAGUAAGACUUUAGUGUAAACUAAAAAAUAGUAAAUAAAAUUGAUCAUUCUAAAUUACAUUAAAUUCGUGUUCUAUGAUUGAAAUACAUUUAAUUUUGUUUUUAUGGCGUGAAAUACCGUAUAAUAUAAUACUGAUGAAACAUGUUCAUUGUUAGUAGCAUUAAAUUCCUAGGUGAUAGGGCAGUGUAGGAUUUACACCGAAUGGGUUGCAUUAGCGCUGUAAAGAUAUAUUUUUAGCGCCCCCUAAAUUCGACACGUUAUAUAUAAAACGGCAGUGUAUCAGUGGCCAUGAUCUAACCUAGAUAGUGUUGUAACCGCUAUUAUAAUGAAAAAAAAAAGUGUACAAAUUUGAAAUUUAACUCCUGUACGGAAGGUUCCAUUUCCUUUAUAAAAGUUUUGACGCAAUGCGAUCGGUAUAAAUCUUUCAUAACUUUCGCUCACACACUCAUUUGUUAGAGGUCGCCCUAAUGGCGAAUGUACAAUGACACAAUGUACUUAUGCCGUAUUGUCGACUCAUAGAAUAACUGUUAUCAAUGUAAAUAUGUUGAAAUGUUAAUUAAAUGUAAUAGGAACGUUAUAUCCAUCAUGUUAUAUAAAUUAUGUAACAUUUUAUAUUAUAAGAAUGGCAAUUGUAUUUUUCAAUUUCCAUUUUGAAAAUAUGCUUAUUGUGAAACUAGAAUUUUACUUAAAAGAAGUUAUAUCUUUUUUUUUUUUUUUUUCAAAUAAAUUGCUAUCUGCUUUUGGAAUUCAAAUCUUUAAAAUAAAGAUUUUGUAAAAAAAAAAUACUUAAAAUUUAUUUUUAUUUAUUAGGUAUCAAGAUAAAAAAAGCAAUUGUCAUUCUGGCGGCCGAAAUUACAAUUAUAAAAUGUAAUUACAAACAACUGCUCAGAAUUUUAAAUGAUAUAUCACUGUUUUCGGCUGUUAUGCAUUUAUUAUAGGCUUGUGUGCAGGCAUUCUGUGCAAUAUGUAUUUUUUUUAAUGAAAUAACUAAAUAUUUAAACAUUUUCUUAUUAAUGUCAGCUUUAAACACAAUCCAUGAUAUUCGUUUAAAAUAUUUUUUUAUUUGCACAUGCAAUUGAAUAAUAAUAAAAUCUAAAUAUUUUUUUAAUCUAAAAAUAUUUUUUCUCAUUUUAUAAAUGUACGGCUAGCAAAAAUAUUUGUAUGAAAUACUUGCACACAACAGUUGUUUAGCUCUAAAAUACUGUUGUUGAAGACCUUAUAAGACUAUGUAACUAUUUUUCGUGCAUUUACUGUAAUACUUUUUACUAUUUAGUCUCUAGAGGAAGUGAUAUUUUAAACUAUUUUCUUGUUUAGGAUAUCUUUUCAUACUGUACUGUAUAUAAUGACGUUGAUGUUUGAAUAUAUUGUAAGAUAAACUAUAAAAAUAUGUCUAAAUUAAUCAGAUUUUAUGUAAACAAAUAUAGAACAUGCAAUAAAAUAAAUGGAAAUUAAACAAUCUAUGAAAUCAUGGCAAUGAAAAAUGUUUUUGAAAGAUCGCAUUAAGAAAAUUAAAUUUGGAAUUACAUGGCACAUUAUUGCAAAAGUUAUAUCAUACUUUCAAAUUGAAUUUCAAAGUGGGUUUACAAGGAAUAUAGUAUUUAUCCCAAAACGAAUCAUUAUACAAUAUUGUUGUGUCAUAGUUCAACAUAACAUUGCAUAUAUUGUGCCAUGUAUUUUCAUUUUGUUUUUCGGUCUUCAAAACAAUGACAAUAAAUAUAAGUAUGAUAUAUUUCUUCUCUACCACGCUCAGAACUCCUAUUAAUAAACAUUUUUGUGCACUUUAAAAUGUGGUUGUAAAAUCGCAAUAAAACAUGCAAGUCUUAUAUUCGUAAAUAAUAAUUCAUAGACACUAACUAUUGUUCAGGCUGAUAAAGUUAAAAUUAUACCAAUUCUUGCAAGAUCAUGUAACUAUUCAAACAAAAUUUAAUGUUGCAAUAACUUUAUACUACUUUCGCGGAGUUUAUAAGGACAUUGGUUUUUAUUUUAAAAAAUCUUAUAAUUAGUUAACUCCACAGGUAUAAGAACAUUACAUUGUGUUCUUGUAUCUGUGGUUAAUUCAUUAUAACAAGUAUCGCGUUCAAGCAAUCGAUGGCCAGAAUUGUUGCAUUUAAAAUUGUUCCUUAUAAUAUAUUACUUCUUUCGAUAUUUCAUAGGUCUAAGCAUCGCAUUUAGCCGUAUUUAACAAAUUUAAAAUUCAUACAAAUCUUCAACAGCUUGAUAAACCUAUUUCAGUUGAAGCAUGUUUUGUCCCUGUCUCACUUACAAUAUUUGGUAUUGAAAGAGCAAGACAAAACAUACUGAUCUUAUAAAAUAUGUUUAACAAAUGAUUGAAUCUUUUUAUGAAAUAGACGAAAAGUGUUUAAGACUGCCACAUACUGUUGCGUCUUCAAUUCGUACGUAUCGCAUCUGCAGUACAUCAUGAUAUAUUUGAAUUUACAUGCGUAAGUUCACUUCACACCGACAGUGUCGCAGGCGCAUUGUGUUGCGUUUAUGUGCGACAUUAAAUUUAUUACAAGUCAUGACGUUCUGUAGAUAACAACGCGUUGUGCGUGUUGCAGACGAAUCCGGUGUGUGGCAACCUAACAUCAUAUCGGAAGUUUGUGCCGAUGUUGGUCUGUUUAUGACCUAAAAUAAAUAUGGCCUGAUUUUUAUGGAUAGACGGAGCCACGGAGGUAAAAUUGUAUAUAUCUGGCUACACUGCGAUAUUAGAAAAGUAUAUGCGGAUCUUUUUCGUUCUCAGCACGUACUAUUUAAUACUUGUAUCGCUAGAUGGCGGUAUAUUAUGACAUUGCUAUCGAUUCUGAUAAAAAAUAUAUAUUUGUAAGUCUAGUAUGAAUAAGACAACAGACAGAAUAUAUAUACAGGAUAAGAUAACAGAAUCUAUGGUAACAUGGAUUCUGUCUAGUAUGGAGCCAUAUGUGUAUAUAUGUACCUAAAUGUUUUAAUAAAUUAUUUUUAAUAAAUCAUUUCUGAAUUGAAUACGCAGUGUAGCUAGAUUGUAAAUAGAGAGAUGUGAUAUAUGCUUGUGAUAACGUUAAUGUGGCUUCAUCACAAUGUACCUCGAUUGGUAAUGUACUUAUAAAGUUAAAUAAUCUUGAAGUAUUUUUUAAAAUUAAAUUUACGCUUCACGGAACAAUUUGCCAUUUACAUAAUAUCAUUUUUAAUAUAAUUUGUAAAUAACUAAGAUAUUGAUCUGUGAAAAAUAAAUACUAUUUGAUCAAGAUUGUUUAGCUUUUGUAAUACCUAAACAAAUGGGGUAUAGUAAAAGUUUCUUAGGAGGAUUUGUUUCUAGAUUCAGACAUCAAAUGCUGGAUAAACGAGACAUAAAAAAAUUACAGCUUAUAUUAAACUAUUUAAAACACCUUUUUUUAAAUAGUUUAAUAUAAGCUUCUAUUUUGUGUUCUUUUAAUAUGAUGAUGAAAAUAUUCAUGAAUUGUCAUGUGAACCGUACAAAAUCGAUUUUCGUGAUCAUUUAAAAAAAAAGUACCACCGCAUUCCUCGUAUAGGUACUUUCUUGAAAUUAAAGUGCUUUGACGCAAUGCGGCUUGUUAUUUUACACUUUGAUGACUUAACAUCCGUGCCUUUCUAAAGUAAAUUAUUUUCAUUUCGAAAUCCCUUUUCCCUCACGAGAAAUAAUUGUUAGACAAAUCAUCAAUUUCAUUUAACUAAUUUCAGUAUUUCUACCACUCGACGUAAGAUUAUGGUGCCUACGGACUAGAGCAAGAGAAACCUAUAAAACAUGAAAGUCUAGAAACUAUAUGUCUUUCUCGCUCUAUUCUUAUAGACUUGUCUCGCUCAUAUUGUAAAGUCAUCAGGCACCUUUAUUAUUUAGUCAUGUCAGUACUUAAAAUUGUAGCAUAAAAAUAAGUUUCGUGGCAAUAUGUAAACGUUAUGUAAGUUAAGCUUUAAUCUAUUAUAAUUUCUCGUUUAGUAUAUAACUUGGCGGAGUCCCUCCAUUUUGUUUUUUAUUUUAUUUGUGGCAACGACAAUACAAUUGUGUAUUGCUCAAGUAUCGCUCAGUUUACCCUUAUGUAAUUUCAUUGAUAUUAUCGGGAAGAGAUAAGAGCGUAUUUUCUGUUGUGUGUCAACUAAACCAUAGUGUGAAGAGUAAAAAAGGUUAAAAAUCACACAAAAAAAGAAUGAGGAAUUAUACGAAAAUACGCUCGUCAUUCGCCAUCCAGUGUUUACUUUCGCAAGAGUCCAUUCCAAACGGUUCAGUUUAUUUUGUUCUGUGACAUUGCAGGCGAUGCUUGCUGUAUUUAGACUAGAAAAAUGAAAUACAUUUACUUAGUAUCA
This is a messenger RNA of Plodia interpunctella (Indianmeal moth), 11678 nucleotides long. RefSeq names its product cysts (gene cyst). Gene Ontology annotation, molecular function: guanyl-nucleotide exchange factor activity. Gene Ontology annotation, biological process: regulation of Rho protein signal transduction. The record is from RefSeq and is a predicted model, not a curated record. Lineage: Eukaryota; Metazoa; Arthropoda; Insecta; Lepidoptera; Pyralidae. The transcript has 36 exons. Bases 413 to 4441 code for a protein of 1342 amino acids.